Molecule: messenger RNA, 456 nt
Organism: Paramecium pentaurelia
Lineage: Eukaryota; Ciliophora; Oligohymenophorea; Peniculida; Parameciidae
Source: the annotation of a GenBank genome assembly
AUGAAUGAAAAAUAACGAGACUUAAAUAAAUUAAAUCAUGUUAAAACAAAUAAAAAUUUAGUUUAAGAAUAUCGAUCGAUUACUAUUGUGGAUGAUGAACCUUUCAAUCAAAUUCAUUUAGAAAUGUUUUCUCAAAAUUUAAAUUAUAAUAGAUUUGAUAUCAUUUAUAUUAUGGAAAAAAAUAGUAGACUAUCUCAUAACAUUAAUAUAUAUCAAAUUUAAAACUACUGUUAUGGAUUUUUAUAUGUUGUUACAGAUAGUAUAACAGCAAAUUCAAUACUUUCUAAUUUUUUUGAACAAUAUAAUAUAAACCAAUUUUAAAUCAAUGUUUUUGGUGUCCAUGAGGAUAAAGAAACUACAUAAUAAUUAUAUGAAGCUGGAGUUGAAUAAAUAGUAGGUAGACUGGUCUUCUCUUUAAUUCUUAAGAUGUCUUAUAAAUCUAAGUUUGAAUUCUGA